Molecule: messenger RNA, 1703 nt
Organism: Andrographis paniculata
Lineage: Eukaryota; Viridiplantae; Streptophyta; Magnoliopsida; Lamiales; Acanthaceae
Product: homeobox protein ATH1
Exons: 5
Coding region: 573-1601 (342 amino acids)
Biological process (GO): regulation of transcription by RNA polymerase II
Molecular function (GO): DNA-binding transcription factor activity, RNA polymerase II-specific; RNA polymerase II cis-regulatory region sequence-specific DNA binding
Source: RefSeq, a predicted model, not a curated record
CACAACUACUCACUUUAUUGCCCCCCACCCCAGCAUUUAUUAUUUCUUGUAGAGGUUUUUUUUUACAGAAUGGUUGUGCUUGUGUCACCUUACUUUUGCUGAAUUGCAGUUGACUUGUUACCUUUUUCCCUGAUUUGUUCCUUUACGAUAAAAAGGUUAAAAACUUACGGGGGCUUAUUUAUAUUGGCUAUUAUUUGAUUUCCACACUGUUCAGCAAGAAAGGAAAGGGUAACCAAUAAUUUCCCUCCCCUCCCACACAUACACAUACACAUAUACUAGUACUUCUUCUUCCCGAUUGAUAAAACAAUGCUCUGCCAUAGCUAUAUUAAUAUCAGUUCCUUAUACAUACAUUAAUAUUAAUACAUAUAUGCUGAGAGAUCAGAUGCCUACCUCUUGCCAUUUUCUUUCAAGGGAAACCUGCGGUUCUGCCCGGAAUUUAUGGAAAUAUUCCUAAUUCCUUCUUCAGGGAUUAAGAUCAUCAUCAUGACAAGGUUUGCUUUCUGCAAACUCUAAAACAAAAAAAGAAAAAGGAAACUGAAGCCCUACCUGACAAUCUUGAUUCUCCGACCAAUAUGCAAUCAUCAUACGCAAACGGACCAAACCCUGUCCUGACAGAUGACGACGACGACUCGUUGCAAGCAGUAGCCAUAUAUCCUUCCCUGUCCCUCCAUGGCUUUGCUGCUGAUUCACUUUUCAGGCAAACCCAGAAUGCUCCCAUGGCCGAGUUUCCUUCGCCCUUUCUACAUGAUGAAUUUUGGAAUGGCGGCACACAUCAGGACAUCCUCGCUAUUCCCCUUUCCUUAUAUUCUCCAAAACCUGCUACUGCUGCUGCUGUCCACACCAAUCUGGCCACGUUCGACAACAUGAAUUAUAAUUAUCACCAUGCAUCUUGCAGCAGCAGCAGCAACAGCGAUGCCGCCGCGCCGCAGUCAUCAUUGUCGGGAUCAAAGUAUCUCCCUGCAAUGCAGGAAAUCUUAGCUGAAAUUGCUUGCUUCACCCUCCAAAAUUUCGAUCAGAUGAGUUAUAGCCUCCGACAAUCUCAGCACAACAACCUCUCUCAAGAUUCACGAGAUGCCCAAUCCAAGAAGAAACAUCUCAUGUCUUUACUCCAACUGGUUGAUGAUCAGCACAGCCAAUUCUUAGAUGAAAUCCACACUGUCGUCUCGGCAUUCCACGCCGUAACCGAAUUAGACCCCAAUCUACACGCCCACUUCGCCCUCCCCACACUUUCCCUCAUGUACAAAAACUUGCGGGAGAAAAUCAGCUGCCACAUUCUCGCCGUUGGACCAAACUUUACCGAACACGAAAUACCGCAGCCCGACGAGAAGCAGUGGGCUCUGCUGAAGAAGAAGGAUUAUCAUCAACUAUGGAAGCCACAAAGAGGACUGCCCGAAAGAUCCGUCUCUGUUUUGAGGCAAUGGAUGUACCAAAAUUUCUUGCAUCCGUAUCCGAAAGAUACAGAGAAGCAUUUGCUCGCCCUGAAAAGUGGCUUGACAAGGAGCCAGGUGUCGAAUUGGUUUAUUAAUGCGCGUGUCCGACUGUGGAAGCCGAUGAUAGAGGAAAUGUAUGCGGAGAUGAGUAGAAGAAAUGAGAAGAAAUGAGCAUUGUAAUGAAGAAGAAGAAAACAACCUCAACGGCAACGAUGGCUUCACCCAGUGGCAUCAACAGAGCUUUGAGAAAAGAAGAUAUAUUACCAAUCAACU